CAUUUUCUGAUAAUUAAUUAAAAAAAAUGAUACUUGUAUAUCAUCACACCAAUUGUGUUCUGUCGUCAUUUCGAACAUCUCAGCUUGCUUCCUUUUGUUUUUUUACUCAAUCAAUUAUCGUUUUAAACACUAUUCUAGUUUCGAAUAACGUGUUUAAUUACCCAUAUCGUAAAAAUAUUUAUGCAUUUCACUUUAACAAAUACGAAAUACAUGGUGUUACCGGAAUUCAUGCAAUCUAAAAUCCAUAUGUUUUAACCAAAGCAAUCUAAAACCGAUUACCGACAGCUAGCUCCUCUGGAUAUCGUUUUCUUAUAACUUUAAUUAAUAGCAACUCGACAAGUUUAUUUUACUAUGGGUCGUGUCGACUCCAGCUGGUUCUGUGUCAACUACAAAUUUGAAGUUUUAGCUAGCACAUCAUGUACAAUAAUCCCAAACCAUCCCAACGAAGAAAUAUGUCAAAAUUCAUGACUUGUAUAAAGAGAGAAAAAAAGAUGUGAAUUAAACACCCAAAAUAAAUGAAGCUAAAACGGUAAUCAUCAUUAAUAUAGAAGCUUCUUUAAUUAUUUAGCCCACAGAAUAAUACCAUAUUUAACAGUUUUGAGUUUGACGCAAACACAACACAUAUAAAGCCUUGCAAUUGCUUGCUCUCUCAAGUCAAGUUUAGUUUCUCUUUCUUUUCUUCUCAAAAGGGUUUGUGGUAUUAUGGCCUCAAAGUCUUUGGCCCCAAGUUGAAAUUCAACAGGAAAUUGAAUUGAUAGCUUCUUCAUAUGACAUUUUCCAACCAUGGACUUUACGCUAGCUUGUGAUCCUAUAUAAAUAUUUAUUUUAUUUUAUUUGUUUCCAUUCCCACAAUACAAAUCAGUUAUUGUCAUCGUUUAAUUAAGUAAUUAACUGGCUUCCAAUUCCUUAGCUAGAGAUUAAACUAUAGAUUUGAAUUUAACCAGCAGCUAAUACGAAAGUCAUACCAGUAGCUAGGCACUAGGGUUUUUUUCACACACCUUUUGAUUUCCAUACAUGUUUGACUAAUUGUCAAUUUCUGUAAAACUAUCCCACUAAAAAAUCUCAUCUUCAAAGUCAGCUUGCACUAUUAUUGGAUCAUCAUCAUCAUAAUAACUUUGGUUGUUAGAAAUUCAACGUGUGUUCAAUAGUUUUGUAUUUUUUUUAGGGUUAAUACCUUAGUUUGGCCUGAACUAUACACAUACUUUCUACUUUGGCAUGUGGUAUUGGAAAUUGCUAUUCUGGCCUAAACUAUGUAGCAAACUUUCUCAUUUGGCCUGGAGGCGGGUUUGACCGUCAAAUUAGAUGGUCAAACCUGUUGACCGUUAGUCAAUGUCCACCUCAUGUGCCACGUCAGCUUUGAGGACAUAAAAAAUUAUUAUUUUUUAUUUCUGAAUUAUGUUUUCUUUCGAUUAAUAAGAAUAAUAAAUCAAAAAAAUUAUUAAAAACAAAAAAGGCCAAUUUUUAGCAAAUCACAAGAAAAAAAAAUUCAGAAAUAAAAAAAAACAUAUUUUUUUAUGUCCUCAAAGCUGACGUGGCAGGUGAGGUGGACAUUGACUAACGGUCAACAAGUUUGACCGUCUAAUUUAACGGUCAAACCCGCCUCCAGGCCAAAUGAGGAAGUUUGCUACAUAAUUCAGGCCAGAAUAGCAAUUUCCAAUACGACGAGCCAAAGUAGAAAGUAUGUGUAUAGUUCGGGCCAAACUAAGGUAUUAACCUUUUUUUAUUAUAACCAGUGGAGCAGCUAGCAAUGACCAUCGAACCUUUGUUGUUGUGUUGUUGCAUCCACAAAUCCAUUGAAAUCAUCACUCGACUCAUCCUCAAACCUUUCUACUAUAGUACUCAUGGGCCUGAUGAAAAGGAAUGCAAGCAGUAGAGAUUUGUAAGUUUGAGCUAGUAUGAGUAUCACCUUUCUUUUGAGCUAUAUAUACAGUUAUACACAGAAGAAACAUCCAUCGAUCGAUCUACGUUUUAUCUGAUGAACAAAAGGGUUUUUUGCCUUUGUCUGCUGUGCAAAAAAAACACUGCAAGAAGCUAGCCAUAAUAAUGACACACUCUCUCCCUAUGUUCAUAGUUGUUUUUUUCAGGUAGUACUAUACUAUAGCUAGAGCUAAUAAGUCUUCGUUUUGUGCACAAUAAUCAUCAUCACCACCUGGUCAGGUGAUUUAUAGGGCCACAAUGCGACACUAUAUAUAGUUUCAUAGACUACAACAAAGCAGCUGCUGCUAUCAAUAAUGGCUUAUAAUUAUCUAUCAUCAUUAUCAUCCAUCAAUUCCCGCAUCAGAUGGGGAGAAUAUGGAUUGUUGUUGGUAAAUAUACGGCCAUAAUAUAGUAGCAAACUAUACAGUUUUGCGUUGUGGGAAAUGGGGGCAAUCAAUUGGUUCAGACAUUGUUUCAUCAGUACAAUUGUAAGGGUUUCCCCAAACAGUGUGCCUAAGAUAUAUAUAGAACUAGGACGGGUCCUCCUUUUCCUUUGCAUAGUGAAAAUUGAGAUAUGAUUGAUGAUGAUGAUUGAUGAUCUCUGCUCGAUAUGGCUAGCUAGCUAUAUAGCCCACAAUUUUUGAUGAAUUUGACUAGGGGCAACCGCAGCGCGAGAGGGACGUGAUCAACGUAACCAUGUGUGUGUUUAUGACGUUAGGGUUACUCGCGAGCUCGUGUAUAUUCGAUUUAUGCACUAAAUGGAUGCUUCUUUCUUUGUGUGAAAAAAAAACGUGUUGAUGACAAUCUAAAGUAAUCGCGUUGAUUAACACGAUAUCGUAAUUUCAUUUUGACUAGGGAGAGGCCUGCAGGGAGCUAUAGGUGUCACAUGCAUGCAACCCUAGCUAGCUGGAAAUUACUUAAAAGGUGGCACCACGAAUACGAUCAGAUGCGAGAAAUUAAAGCAGGUCACAAUCUCAUCGCGAAUUAUUCUCGAUCACUUGGUACCGUUAAAUCGCAGCCUUCGUUAAUUAACGUUGAGCAUAAAGUUAAACAAAGACGGAUCAGUCUCGAAACAGAUUGAAAUUCGCAUCUCAUUAUAAGUAGGGUUAAACAAUAUGGCUCGGUAAUGAACAGGAAAUAAUGGAUUAAGUUGAGGCAAUAAUAUUGUUAACAAUUAAAAUGGAAAUAAUAGAUCUUUGUGGAUGGGUUGGAUUGAUUCCCUUGACAAGUAAUGCCGGUGUUCCAGAAACCAUGUGGAUACAGAGGAGAUCUUACAGGGAAGGCUCAUCAUGAUUGACAUGCUCUUCAUCAUGAUCUGAGACCACCAACCCUAAUUUAUUACAAUCUAAUUUCUAAAAUUAACUUAAAAUAUUUUGAUUAGCUAGUGAUUAACCAUGAAAUAUAUAUAUAUUAAUUAGUUUUCAAUAAUUGAUAUCAGAUCUUAAUGCAACAUAGUGUUACUUCACAAAUUGAAUUUGCUUGUCUAGCUAUUGGCCAGCUAAAACCAAAAUUAGGGAGAGAUGAAGAAUGAUAAUUUCGUUUUUCUUCUUCUUCUUCAUAUAUAGAUACUAAUCAAAUCACAGGAAUAGCUUGAUAUAAGUCAUAGCAGUCGAUUAAUGGAUGACCUACCAAGGGCAAGAGUCUUUUUUAAUUAAGCCAUAGACAACUCUUUUCUAUCUUUGGUGGAUGAAUUAAUUGGGAGGACUAUAGAUAGUAAUCUGUAUAUUCCAUUUUUUCUUUCAAUUGUAGGAUGAAACAAAAGGAAGCUACAAGGGAAUUAUACAAAAUUGAACUAGCUCAUCCAUGUAUGUAUGUAUGUAUCAAAGUAUGUAGCAAUAGGUAGCUUAAAGAGGCAAUACGUAACCAAAUUAUACUAUAAUCCUCAUUUAGCUGAUUAUCUGCGUCCAAAUUAAUUAUCUUACAGGUAGAGAUGACAGUUUUAAAAUCAAUGAAACUCAUUUAUUUAAUAUAAAUUCAACGGAUUGCUUGAUUUGAGGAUUGAAUUAACAUAUUAUUGGAUAUAGUUUAGCAUAUACUGUUUAUAUUUUAUAAUUUGAUAACUAAAUUCAAAUUAUGUGAUAAAUUUAUUCAGAAAUUAUCUUUUGGUACCUAAAACUUAAACACCUAAAUUUUUUUAAAAAAUUCAUAAUGAAUUCAGGAACCCAAUCUAUAAAUUCACCAAUAAUCUAGCAAUUCAUGAAUCAGUUUACCGCCUCGACUUUCCAAUAAUUAGAUAGGUGUUGUAGAGAUGGAUAUACAUAUGGUGUCUUCUACAGUACCUCGGGUAAAAUUCGGGGUUCUGCAUACCUUGAAUAUGCAAACGCUAUCUAGACCUCGAAUUAGCAGGAUUUUUGGGCAUGAUACUAUAUCAUAACCUUUAAUGAGUGAACCCUAGAUUCUAAUUAUCUAAAUCAUAAACUUUAAACCCUAAGAUGAUGCAUUGAUUAUUUUGCCUAUAUUUGGACGAAUCAUAACCGUCGAUUAUUGUUUCUAAUUAAAUUGAUCUUGGGGGUAUAAGAUUUAGAGAAUAAGACGUAGACUUUGAUCUUUAAGGGUUAGAGUAUGGUACCAUGUCCGAAAGAUCAGUCAAUUCAAGUUCUGGAUAGCGUUUCUUACAUAAGGUAUGCGGUACCCCGAAUUUCACUCUAAGUACUGAAGAACUCCCCAUAUAUAUAUAUGCACUCUAUACAUCUCGAUUCAAAUCGAUGCUCCAACCAAAGCUAGCAAUGGUAUAGUUAGGUUAGAAAUUAGAAGGGGCUGUAACCCUCCUCAAUUUCUAAAUAUAGGUAAAAGAGAAAAUGAAUACUUUGCACAAAUUUUGGAAAUUAGAACAGUCGAUAAGACUUUAGCUUUCCACAAAUUACGACAAUUCAAGUCAGCCACCCCAUGUUCAGAUUUCUUACUUUCGCCACUCAAAACCAGCAGAGAGUAGCUUGAUAGAUAUCCUAGAGCUUGGCUUUGUGAUUGCUUGGGGUCUGGGGAAGUAUAUAUAUAUAUCGAAGAAACGGGGAGAGAAUCGGUGGGUGGCCGGCGGCAUAAUUUUAUUGUUAAGUUGCGAAGGGAGAUGAGAGAAACGAUAUAUCCGGCCGAUUGUGGCAUAUAUCAAGCCAAACAUUUCAUACGUUAGCUACGCAUUAAGAUUCUUCUUCUUCUUCUCCUCUAAUUUCUUCUCCGGCCGCCCUCGUUAGUGAAAUGAUGAAAUGCAUAUGCAUGCACCCGUCAUUAUCAUUUAUAAUUAUUAUCAUUAACGCUAUUAAUUAUUCGUUACCCAAUAAUUGAUUCAUGUAUACGUAUGUUAUUCCACUAGUUUCCAUGAUUUUUCCUUUACAACAUUAUUUUGCACUAUCACUUUCUCUUGGUUGACUCUUUGGUUACAUAGUAGCCUCGAUUCCAAACUCAUGAAGGCAGCCGCUACAAGUCAUUGUUGCUUCCCUUUUUACUUUGGUAAGACAAAUGGGAAAAGGUCGUCCUAGGUGGCUUGAAGAAGGAGGCGAACGACGUCGUUUGUUGUAUCUCUGAUUGGGCUACGGCCCAAUAAUAAGUGAUAUAUUAGGGUAGGGAUUUAGGGUGGAUUGACAGUAGCGAAUAGCGAUGGCAAUUUCAACCCGCCCUGUGGGUAUUACCCGAUCUAAUCCGCGAUGGGGCGGGUAUUACACGAUCCGCAGUAGCGUGGGGCGGGGCAUGGGUAUCUACUUCUAACCCACCCUGCCCCGUUCUAGAUUCAUUUAUCUCAAUUUCUUACAAUAUCUACACAUAUUUAUCCUAUUUUGACUUUUCUUCAACUAGUUAGAGUCGAUCUUUCAGUUUGUUAGGCUCAAUUAUCCAUUCCAUUAUCAAUAUUUUUCAUUCUUAAAGUGUUUUUCCCUACGUUUUAUUGUAAAAAGUAAAAUUUACUUGUAUUUUUUUGAACAACAUGUAAGAGUGGGUCGACCCGCCCGCCCGUAUCCGCGCGGGUUUUACCCGCCCCGACCCGUAAUAGCGUGUGGCGGGGCAUGGGAAUUGAGGUACCCGCCCCAUUGCCAUCACUAAUUGACGGACAGUGCCAGAAAAGUUACUUUCAGUCACCCACCCUCCAGCUUUAGUUAGUUCCUCUGUUUGUUCUUUGUUAAGUUCGUUGCAUAUGGGGAAUCUCUACGUUGAAAAAAAAAAUGUGUACAUAGAAAUUUGUUUAGAAAGGGAUUAAGCGUGCGGGAGCGUCUCUCUAAUUGUUAUUUCUAGCAAGAAUAUCUAACGUAACUAACUGAUUGCUGACUUAGUUGAUUAAAAAUCAUCAAUAUAGUACUACUGUUAGGCAUAACAAGAAGAAACUACUUCUAGUGGUUAUUAACAUAUAACUAACUAACUAACUGAAAAGAGCCAAGUGUCAAGUGUCUCGGCAUCUCCAUUUGGCUCUUGGAGACAUGAAAGCUCGUCGUCCCAUUUACUUUAACACAUUUAGGUAGCCACCUCUUCGAGCCGUAAGCAUAUCGACGAUCUUUGUGAUGUGACGGUUGAUUGUCUCGCGUUCUCUGAUUAUUAAGAGUUGAGGAGUUUAUAUUUUUGUACCUCCAAAUUAGUAAACGUUAGAGCGUAUACAAUGAGAGGUCUAUCGCCAACGCUAUAGCACGAACCGAAGGUCUUGUAAUAAAAACAAAAUGGUGUAUUAAAAAACAUGAUAUGUGAUGAGAAAGGGGAACCCAGACUCAUACGAAUCCACCGCCAAGUAAUCAUCCUGUGAUGAUACACUGUGAUGGGUCGUUCAUUAGCGACUCCCAGCCGGCGGCAUAUGGUGUUGUGGUUGUUAACCACCAUGGACAAGUGUGUGAUGGGAGAGCGGAGAAUCUUCUUUGUUCCACACCGAUUGAAGCAGAAACGAAGGCCCUUCUGGAAGGAGUGAAAUUAGCUCAAGAAUAUGGCACCGAAUGCACGAUACAGUCCGACUGUCAGGUUCUGGUGAAAGCCCUGAAGCUCAAUCAAUCAAGAUGGCCAUGGAGAUGUACAUCAUGGAUAGGAUCGAUUGUUUCAAUCUUGAGGACAAACCCUCUUAUUCAAGUCAAGGAUGUUCCGAGGGCACUCAAUGUCAGAGCCGAUUGGGUUGCAAGAUCAAAAGCACGAGCUUCAUUCCCUGAUGAUUGGAUUAAUAUUCUUGAUCUCAUUUCUGAUCUUCUCUAAGAAUGUAAUCGAAUUUGCGCUUCUUUCGUUUGUUGGAAUAAGAGUUGUUAAUCAUUGUAAAAAAAAAAAAAAUUGAUGAGAAAGGGUAGGGUGGGGUGGGGUGGGGGUAGGUAAUUGGGCCGGGGCCCAGGGGAAGUGGGAUUCUGGGCCUGGGGCAGGGAGGGUAGGGGUUAGACAGACAGUGACAAGAAAAGGUAAAACAGGCC
Molecule: messenger RNA, 7274 nt
Organism: Linum trigynum
Lineage: Eukaryota; Viridiplantae; Streptophyta; Magnoliopsida; Malpighiales; Linaceae
Source: the annotation of a GenBank genome assembly